Molecule: messenger RNA, 639 nt
Organism: Gongylonema pulchrum
Lineage: Eukaryota; Metazoa; Nematoda; Chromadorea; Rhabditida; Gongylonematidae
Source: the annotation of a GenBank genome assembly
AUGAAGCAUGGAAUCUGUUUGAACAUGCUAAUGAAAAUUAUUCCAUGGUUACCGAAGUUUUUUGGCCUGGAUUCAUGCAAGGAAGCUCAACGCGAGAAGCGAGACUGUAAAUGUAUCUGGCAAGAAACUAUUCAUAAACCGCAUCAUCGUGGCAAAUUGACUAGGAUUCAGGAAGCUAAGUUUGACAGACAGGAAAUAACCGAUACGGAAAAGGUUCGUGGACGACGUCAUGAUUACGGAAGCAACGAUGAUAAAAAAGAUGAGGUUGGAUUUAAGAGUACCACUAACUUCUUUCUAUCACUGAUGAGGAAGGGUCAGUGCAAACAGCUUCUAAAACCCUCACCACAAAAAGAAGUUGGUGAACGCUUUUUUCGAGUAAAACAUCCCCAAGCCGUUAUUUCUCUUAUGCUUAUUGCCGCAUGUUUUUUUGGUCAUCUGUCGCUUGGUGUUUCAGGAGGAAAUGCCAGAAGCAAAGGAUUAUUCGAAGGAUUUUAUGCGAUCGAGAAGAUAUACGUGUGUGAUCGCGACCAAAUGUCCGAAUCAGGAAAUGAAGAACUAAAUAAGCUAUCGAAACUGAGACACAAAGCUUACAGCGGCUACGUUACAGCUUUCCAACUUUGUUAUGGCCCUGUAAGCUGA